UCCUCGGACGGCUGUUUGAACAACUGAAGAUCGCGUUUCGUCGAAGCGGAAUGAUGAAGCGGCAGAACAAAGUUGGACGUGCACUGUUCAAUUAGUUUAUUUGGUAACACAACGGCGCGCCGUCUGCACGUGAAUAUCGUGGGCGUACCACAGGAAGAUUGCGGUUUUUGUUGAUUUUUUUUUUUUGGUUUGUGACCCAGUGGAGUAAGAGAUCGGAAAAUGACCCGUUUUUUGAAUGUGAUUAGUUGUGUGGUUAUAUGCUUGAGUAUAGCCACCCUAACUACCACGAAACCCAUAAUGGUAAGUUUCGGAACAAACAAAGGCCCCAUCGUUCCAAGAUCUGCCCUUCCAGCCACCCCAAUAACCGAGAGAUCAGACACACCCACCAAACCAGCACCAGUAUACGAGGCCAGGGAAGACACACCGAACCCAGAAACGUACAAACCAUUGGUGCCACACCAGUACCGAACAAAAUUACUAUCCGUAAAACCAUCACCAAAUCUCAUUUUAGGGACGCCACUGGACAUAAGGUACACGCCAAGCGAGGAAAAAUACGACGUGUACAAGAAAACACAACUGAAGUCUAUAGGAAGAACGUACGUGGGACCCAACCUUUUCGAAAGACAGGCCUAUGAGUUUUCUGAUUUCGGCAAUAAGAAGACGUUCCUCCAACCUUCAGUGAGCUACAUCAAACCUCAAGUUUUUGCGGACAAAAGAAGUUCCCAUUUUGUGCCAGAAAUUGGUAUUGUUUAUUCUUCAGGAGUUAGGUAUUAUGUUCCUCAAAUAUUUUAUCAAGUGGUGACUGAAGAGCCACAGAAUCAGAGCAACCUUGAGCAAGAGCAAGAAAAUUCAGUUUACGAGAAGCAAGAUCAAAAGUAUUUUUAUACGACAUCAUGAGUAAACAACAUUUCGAUCCUUACUAAGAGUUGGAUUUAAAAUUGAGAAAUUCAGAUACUUUCAACGACUGAUCGAAUUAUAACUUUUUCAACUAGAAAUUUUGCCUAUAUUCUAGAUUUAAUUGAAUUUAGGAUGUAGGCAUUCCAUAUUGAAAAAAUCCUAACGAUAUUCGUUACGAAAUCCUUUGAAUGUUACCUUUGAAAUAUUUGUUGUUAAUUUGUUUUCUAAUUUUCAUCUUCUUUUUUUCGGAAUUUUCUGCCAAAAUUGAAUCGAUAUUGUUCCAACGAUCUUACCAAGAUAAGCAGAAAAGAAAUAACCUUAUUUUAUUAAAUUCUCAAUGAAAUAUUAACAUUUUUCAUUUUCUCUUGAAAAAUCUUUUGAAUUCGUUGUUAUUAAUAAAGGAAAAUGAGAAAUGUUUUCUUUUUGCAUAUUUUUUCUAUGGAAAUAAGCACUUGUUUAGAAAAUAGUUAUUUUUAUUCUUUUGUAUAAAAUUCCCCUUCAAUACUCUUCAGAUAUAUACAAAAUAUUUAAAUAGGAAUCAUUUGUGCCAAUUCUCUCAUUGAUUGUUGCUAAACCGAUAUCCUACUUUAGCUCAUGUAAAUUUUUAGAUACCUACAUUUUAAUAUAAGAAAUCAGUGUCAUAUUUUUAUGAUACAUGUACAUAAUUUGAAAUAAAACUAAAGAAAUUA
This is a messenger RNA of Harmonia axyridis, 1586 nucleotides long. RefSeq lists its product as uncharacterized. The transcript is spliced from 2 exons. The coding region runs from base 220 to 897 and encodes 225 amino acids. Lineage: Eukaryota; Metazoa; Arthropoda; Insecta; Coleoptera; Coccinellidae. The record is from RefSeq and is a predicted model, not a curated record.